AUUUAGUGAUGAAUACAUCUCUCUUCCUCAAGGAGGACAAGCCUCAGAAACACACACACACACACACACAUGAAGCCUCUCAGCAGAGUGACCCCAUGUUUUCUCUUCAUGUACAGGCGAUCGGACACACACUUACACGGGCUCGUCGUCACACACACACACACACCAUGCAUAACCAAACUUAGUGUAUUUAUCAAUUGCCUAGAAGUUAGAACCAUGAGAAAAAGGUUCACUUCCAUUCUUUCAAGGUAAAUCUAGAAAAAAAAAAAGUAAACACUGUUUAAAUGAAACAAAACCACAUAGUAAUAGGCCACUAGACGUGUGAAAUUAAUGUGGGAACAAAUAAAUCCUCUGAACCUGAACUGAGAAAGUCUAAAAGCGUUCUGUUGUCUGAUCGUCGAGCAUCGACUCGGGUUACAGAAACACUUCAGUCAUUCUGCUGGACUCGCACAUGUCAACAUAUUCUACACACCCGAACCUGCGAUGAAUUAUUGACGAGGUCCGCCUGAGAGCGUUUAAAGGGCCAGAUCACAUUUGAGAGGGAAGGAAGCCAUAGAGAUAAAAAGGAAAAGAAAAUUCAAUGAAUAAUAGAUGAGACGGAGACCUGUUGCUCUGCGAUGACAUGUAUAGAAGAAAUGAACAAACACACAUGUAGCCGAGCCAUCACUAAAGUCCGAGUUUAUGCUCUGUUAAAGUGAGCUCGAGGGGAUCGUUCUUCAGCUCGGAGAGCGGCGGAGAGAGCUGAGAAUGACCGGCCGGCACCCGUGCUUCUAUCGAGUUCCCCCGCAGGAGUUACACCACAGAACCCCGCAGCCCGGAGCCGUCAGCGCCAAGAGAACAUCCCCAGCUUUCUGUUAUGAGCCUGAUUUCAUAUGGAAGGACACCAAACUGGCGUCACUGGAGAGGAACAUUCGAGACCUGGAGGACGAGAUCCAAACCAUGAAGACAAACAGGCUUUUACACACAGACGGCCGAGGAGAAGAGCUCAGACACGUGGAGGUGUACAAGAACCACUCCAAGUUCAUGAAGAGCAAGAUUGAUCUGCUGAAACAGGAAGUAGUAAAGAAAGAUUCUGAUUCGACGACACUGCAAACUAAGCUCGAAGCGCUGACCAAUCAGAACUCAGACUGCAAACAGCACAUCGAGGUCCUGAAGGAGUCUCUGACAGCCAAAGAACACAGAGCGAGUGUCCUUCAGGCCGAGGUGGACGCUCUGCGUGUGCGUCUGGAGGAGAGAGAGUCGUUCCUCAACAGAAAGAGCAAACAGAUCCAGGAUCUUAUAGAAGAGAAGGGAACUCUGAACAGUGAGAUAUGUGACCUGAAGGACAUGCUGGAGGUCAAGGAGAAGAAGAUCCACAUCCUGCAGAAAAAGUCUGAGAACCUGCAGGAGCAGCUGAAGGACCGGGAGAAGCAGCUGGAGAGUCUGGGCAAGCGAGUGACGUCUCUGCAGAACGACUCCAGCAACUCCGACACCGCUCUCAUUGCACUGGAGGAGGCUCUCUCGGAGAAGAUCGAAGAGGCAGAAAUGCAUAAGAAUGAAAAUAAGGAGCUGAAAAGCAAACUCGCCUCCCUACAGGAGCGUCUCUCAGAGAAAGAGGUGUGUGAAGCGGAGUGCGUUGCUCGCUGGAACCCGGAGCUGUCGGAGCGAGUGCAGGUUCUCCAGACAGAAGCGGUCCGUCAUAAAGAGGAGGAGGAGAAGUGUAAUGCUGAAGUGCAGCGAGUUCUGGCUCUCCUGCGGGACCUGCAGUCUGAACGCCUGGAGCAGGACAAGAGGAUCCUCCAGCUGGAGAGACAAGUGAAGGAGAAGAACCAGAAUCCGUCUGCGAACCCGGGACAAACCGGAGAAGUGACUCCCAACACUCACACACAGUUGGAGGGUUUGAUGGCGGCUCUGGACAACACCAGGAGAGAGCUGGACGCCACGCGGCAGCGGCUUUCUUCUACACAGGACACUCUUUCUGCACACGACGCUGAGCUGAGCCGGUUACGAGACGACCACAGUCAACAGCUCGCAGAGAUCCUGCGCUUAAAACACCAGGCUCUUCUGGCCGCCGGAGGACAGGAUCCACGAGAACUGUCUCCCGCCAGGAACAUGUCGACCCCUGAAGACGUGAUGACCUUGAGGAGAGAGAAGGAGAGGUUCAGGAAUCAACAGGCUCAUAGUAGGAUGAAGCACAUGGCAGAACAUUAUGAAGAUGGACACAUUCGUCCACAGUAUUCCCAUCAUCCUUCUCCUCACGGACAGCAGCGGGAACUGAUCUCACCCCCGCCGGAGCCGGAGCAGGAUGACGAGGAUGGCAUAUGGGCCUGACAAACCAGAUUUGGGUCAUGCACUGAAGGUUCAGAACUGGGGCUCCAGGACACUGGACCCGAGCGUGAGCGGGUUUGACCCGCCAGAUCAUCACAACAAUGAGCGUUCUCCAAACCAAUCCUCCAUUCUCACCGAUGCAGUGCGAGAUGAAACUGAAGAAUCCUCACAAGUGCACGUCUCAACCAAGACCAGAGUUAUUCUGAAGGACUCGCACACUGAGGUACCCGUACAAACUCACUGAUGCAGCUGAAGGAUGAUCCGAGACUCUGGAUCUGAGCUUGAGGGGGAUUGACCCGCCAGAACACCAGUUCUCCUUGACAUCCAGAUAAAUGCAAGACUUGGAGGACUUGAGAAAGAAAAGGUGCUCCUGAACACCUCACAUCGGACAUGAUGUUUAAGGGCCAGAUUUACUAACAGUGCGGGUCGGCACAAACCCUCUUUCGGCCUUACAAACUGAGUUUCAGGAGUUGUUCUGUCAGUUUCUGAACAUUGAUCUGGAAGACAGUACCCGAACAUGUCGUUUGCUAACAUUAUUUCUACACACUUCCCAAUUAAACAAACUCUAUUCAACUCAUCAGUUUAUUAGAGACUUCAGGACCAGAUUAGAGAGGCAUCCAUGUGCCUUCAGGAGCAGUGUUGGUAAAACACGUCUGAGGUGUUCGAGCUUUCUGACUUCCUGCCUGUGUGAGAGAGAGUGUGUAUCGCAGUGUUUGGGUGGUGUGUUAGACUGCCUUGUAAAGUGUUGGAAGCGACCGUUUUCUAAAAGCAGCUUUUAAAAAAAAGUAUAAAGGUUUCCUGUUCGUGUUGUGAGCUAGAAUAUACUCUGGGGUCUCUUUAGAAAGUGGAGAUGCACAAAUUGUAAUAGAGCUUUACACAACAUCCUACUGUGUGUGUGUGUGUUUGUGUAUGUGUGUUUGAGAGAGAGAGAGAGAGAGAGAGAGAGAGAGAGAGACUGUUUGAUCACAAAUUUCAUAAUCCUAUUGUUUUGUUUUUGUACUUUUAUUACUUUUCUCUGGAUUUCUUUGAGGCGCGUCCUCUUUACCUCCGUUCAGAAACUGCUCUUCAGUCAUGUUGUGACCUGUGUGUUUGAGUCAACAGAUGACAAGAGGAGGAAGUGAACACCUCUUUCUCUCUCUGUCUGUGUGUGUGUGUGUGUGUGCAAGGGAGAGCAAGAGAGAGAUUAGAGGGGCUUUCUUU
Pimephales promelas (fathead minnow) is the source of this 3507-nucleotide messenger RNA. Its product is annotated as ELKS/RAB6-interacting/CAST family member 2. Gene Ontology annotation, biological process: maintenance of presynaptic active zone structure; regulation of synaptic plasticity; neuromuscular synaptic transmission. Gene Ontology annotation, cellular component: cytoskeleton of presynaptic active zone. Gene Ontology annotation, molecular function: structural constituent of presynaptic active zone. NCBI's taxonomy places the organism in Eukaryota, Metazoa, Chordata, Actinopteri, Cypriniformes, Leuciscidae. The record is from RefSeq and is a predicted model, not a curated record.